AUGCCUCCCAGACUUGACAAAGCUCGGGGACUUGAACGCCGUCCCAUGGCAUAUCAAGUUCGCCUUCCCAAUAUUCAAGUUCAACAACCGACUUUCAAGAAGCUAGCCCCACAAGCAUCCCAGAACUACAAGAAGGUCUCUCGACCAGCUGCAUUCCCCCCAGCACCACCACCGCCGGCUAGCACAAUGACAUCUCUCAUCGCUAACACCUCUCCUAAAUACUUAUAUGUUCGCGACUGCGUCUGCUGCCCUGUCGGAACCACAUCUCACACCAUCGGCGGCAUGGUCUUGAAAGUUGUCUUUCAGCCAGGCUGCGAGAAAUGUGCGAAUUGCACUUGCAAGCUGGUAGAGGUGCCUCAGGAUCAGCCAAAUCCGUGGAAACUUUUCUGGGAUCUCAAUGUUGAUUGUGGAUAUUGUCAUGCAACUGGAGAGAAUGUUGAGCAUGAGAGUAUGGUGAAGGAGGAGAAGAGUUUCGACAGGAAGAUUUGGGAGGCGUUUGUGUACACUGAUGGCGCUGAUGGCGCUGAUGGGUUCAUUGGUCCUGCAGAUGUGGGAGGACAGAAUCUUGACGUUGGCGCGGCGGGUGCUGCUUAUUUGAACGAGGUUACUGGCCUGGGUGUGGCUACUAGUUUGAACGGGGUUACUGGUGACUUCGACGGUAUCUCUAUUUUGACUGAGGACCCCGAGAACGACCCAUUUGCAACCUAUUUUGCAGAGACUGGACCUGUGGUCCUUACGAAUAGCGGAUCUGAUGAUGAGCGUUGGCUCGAUUCUGAGGACAGUGAUACCGAGAUUGAGAGUGUCAAAGUAGUUGAUGUUGUUAUCGCUGGGGGUGGGAUAAAGUCAGAGAAGCAUGUGAAUCAAAGAGGGGUGCGGCUUACAUGGAAGGGCUUAUAUGGUGAUUGGCGGGGUUUGUUUGGGUAUUGA
Messenger RNA from Morchella sextelata, 927 nucleotides. RefSeq lists its product as uncharacterized. NCBI's taxonomy places the organism in Eukaryota, Fungi, Ascomycota, Pezizomycetes, Pezizales, Morchellaceae. The record is from RefSeq and is a predicted model, not a curated record. Gene Ontology annotation, molecular function: electron transfer activity; heme binding. The transcript has a single exon. The coding region runs from base 1 to 927 and encodes 308 amino acids.